Messenger RNA from Psammomys obesus (fat sand rat), 3370 nucleotides. It is a transcript of the gene Hs6st2, whose product is annotated as heparan sulfate 6-O-sulfotransferase 2. Gene Ontology annotation, molecular function: heparan sulfate 6-sulfotransferase activity. Bases 1 to 1170 code for a protein of 389 amino acids. NCBI's taxonomy places the organism in Eukaryota, Metazoa, Chordata, Mammalia, Rodentia, Muridae. The transcript is spliced from 4 exons. The record is from RefSeq and is a predicted model, not a curated record. Gene Ontology annotation, cellular component: membrane.
AUGAGCCAAAAUAGGCGCUUCAUCGUCUCUCUUUUUCAAGAGGAGAGGAGAGUUACACGUAAAGGAAUGAUUGGCCUGAGAAAUGGCAGGACUUUAGAUCCAAGCCUCCAAGAUUCAGACACCCUCUAUGUCCACUUCCAGGACUGGCUUCCAAAGAUAUCCUGGUGGAGGAUUUUUCAGAUUCUAGAUGCAACAAGUAAGGAUAGAUGGGGUUCUUCAAACUUCAACUCAGGUGCGAACUCUCCAUUGUCUACAAAGACCCGGAGCACAUCUAAGAGUGGGAAGAACUUCCAUUACAUCACCAUCCUCAGAGACCCAGUGUCCCGGUACUUGAGCGAAUGGAGGCACGUCCAAAGAGGAGCCACAUGGAAAGCAUCCCUGCACGUCUGUGAUGGAAGACCCCCAACCUCUGAAGAAUUGCCCAGCUGCUACACUGGUGAUGACUGGUCUGGAUGCCCUCUCAAAGAGUUCAUGGACUGCCCCUAUAAUCUGGCCAACAACCGCCAAGUACGAAUGCUGUCUGACCUGACUCUGGUGGGCUGCUACAACCUCUCUGUCAUGCCGGAAAAGCAAAGAAACAAGGUCCUUCUGGAAAGUGCUAAAUCCAAUCUGAAGCAUAUGGCGUUCUUUGGCCUCACCGAGUUUCAGCGUAAGACCCAGUACCUGUUUGAGAAGACCUUCAACAUGAACUUUAUUUCGCCGUUUACCCAAUAUAAUACCACUAGGGCCUCUAGUGUAGAGAUCAAUGAGGAGAUCCAAAAGCGUAUUGAGGGGCUGAAUUUUCUGGAUAUGGAGUUGUACAGCUAUGCGAAAGACCUCUUUCUGCAAAGGUAUCAGUUCAUGAGGCAGAAAGAGCAUCAGGAUGCCAGGCGGAAGCGUCAGGAGCAACGCAAGUUUCUGAAGGGAAGGUUUCUUCAGACCCAUUUCCAGAGUCAGAGUCAGGGCCAGGGCCAGAGUCCAGGUCAGAAUCUGAGUCAGAAUCCAAAUCCCAACCCAAAUCAGAACCUGACUCAGAACCUGAGUCAGAAUCUGACUCGGAGUUCAAAGCCUAAUUUGAGCCAGAAGGAGAACCAGGGAAGUCAGAAGCAGAGCUUGGGCCAGGAGCAGAGGGAUAGCAGCACCAGCAAUGGCACCAAUGACUACAUAGGCAGUGUAGAGACAUGGCGCUAACUGGCUCCGUAAAGCUUGUGCACACUGCUUCCCAAAGCACCACCAAAAAGAUGGCGUGUAUAUUACGAGAUGAAAAUGUCCAAACACAUCCUGCUUCCCCUUAUUUUGGAAGUUCAAAACAAAUAUAGAUGUUGCCUUUACAGUUGCCUUUUGAUUCAGUGUUACACUGUGUGUGGGUAAAACAAAUCUCAGUGUGUAAUUAAAUUGUCUUUUUUGGGGAUGAACUAUUUCUGAAAUCCAAGAGCCAAACCAGACUCACCAGAAACUGCAGUUUAGAUAUUUUAAGAAGUUCUUAAAUUAGGUAUGGAGACACAAAGAAAACAUGAAAUGUGGCCAUUUAAACUUUAAGAAACAGACUUUAAAUGAUUCCGGAUACUCUGUUAAAACCCAAUCUUGAAAGAAAAACCCCCACCCCCAGGGAAGCAUAAGUAAAAACAUGAGCAGACUAAGAGAUGCUCAAAAACCUUUAAUUUCAUUCUUAUUUUAACAAGGAGUCUAAACAGCAAAACAACUGGUGAUAAAUUUUGCCAAAGUGUAGAAAGUAAACCGUUUCUCACUUACAUGUAGGUGGGUUUAUGUAAAAAUAAUGGCUUUUCAAAUAGAUCAGGAUUCAUGUCUUGUAAUUUAACAGAUGUUUAAAAUUUUAAAAUUUUCUACCUUCUGCUGAUUAAAAGGUUUUAAACAGGGUAUAUCUCAUAUUAACAAAGCAUUUUCUUUCCAAAUGGAAUACCAAUGGAAAGAUCCAGUUUCCAGAUGGUUUCGGGGCACUGUAAUUUCAACAAUUUCAAUCUUUUUGGCGCUGCUUUUCAUUCACUUUAAGGCUUCUCUGAGUUGUGCUCAUUCCAAAUGAAUCCAUGUAUAGAAUUUUUCUUCAUUAGCUAAAUUGUGUGUUGCUGAAUCUCUUUUGUUAUUUAAUCCUGGAUUAAAGUCAGGACUUUCUAUAGACUUAUCUUAUCAAUGUCCGUGUAGUGAGGUCCGUAACAAGAACUCUCAAACAGGAUAACGUCUUUAAAUAUUGCUGAAGUUAUUAUUCUUGAUCAGAUUGAAUUGAACCUGAAUGUGAACUGUUAAUUAUUUUGUUUAUUGUAAUGUUUCCAGUGUGACUGACUAUUUCUGGCCCAUGGUUCCUUUUUUGUAUUGACAGAUUUGUACACAAUAAUAAGAGCAAUUUUUUUCCCUCAAAGACCAUGGUAGAGUAAGCAUUAAGACAUCCAGAGUUGCUCAGUAACGCCAAAAGCUGCCUCUUGAUACUUGAGGUUAACAUCUCUGCCAGGUUUUUGUUUAUGAAAGAUCGAAAGUGAAGAAAGUUCUGCUGUGAACCUAAGUGUCGGGGACAUACAAGUUGAGGAGAAUAGUUUGGUAGUCUAAGUCUGUAAUAAAUAGUAUUUUGUUUACUACAAAGUAAACAGAGGAAGAAGUAUGUACCCACUGUAUUAUUAAACAUCAUUCUGCUUGGCUGUGUCCACUUAGUGGUUGUUGCUACACUUCUUCUAUAAAACUUGUAUUAAUCCCUUGGUGUCAAUCAAACAAGGUGACUAGAAGUGGUAUUUAUGUUUUUAAAAGGGACAUUCUUGGAAAUGUGAUUAUAGAGUCAAAUAUUUCAUCACUUGUCCUUGUUUCAUCUGUAACAAUAUGGUCACAAGUUAGACACGGAGUUGAGUGUCUGGCUCGAAAGGGAUUUUCUUGACUCUGAGUUCUGUAACAGUAUUUACAGGUUUUGUUUUGUAGCAUUGCAGUGUUGAGAAUUAUGGUAUCUAAAAAAAACGCAACAAAAAACUGGAAGGAAUUUUGAAAAGCACAUCUUGAAGUCAGUGUUUUAGAACGAACCUAUUUGGUGUAUGUUGUGUUCUUGAAGUAUUCUGUAGAUCACUAUGGCAUUUCAGUCUCUUUAUUUGUAAUUGAAAAUGUUUGCUCUUAAAACUGACAGUGUUGGAAAGCAGGACAGAGUCUGAACCAGUGCGAAAGCUAGUUACAGAAAAAAAAAUGUGUUAUUGCUGUGGUGUGCAUGGUUUGCAGAGAUUAAGUGCAUUUUCUCUGUCUCUACUGAUUACUGUAUAUAGAGAAUGUUAUAAAUAUACGUUUUUGUCAUCAUCAUGUAAAUCCCACGAUUUCAAACUGUAAACAUCUGUUCAGUGGUGUAGCUUUACAAACCAUUCACUGAUUUUGUGUAAUUUAACAAUAGAUGUGAAAUAAAGUUUCA